This is a messenger RNA of Fukomys damarensis (Damara mole-rat), 2506 nucleotides long. RefSeq names its product actin related protein T3 (gene Actrt3). The transcript is spliced from 2 exons. The record is from RefSeq and is a predicted model, not a curated record. Lineage: Eukaryota; Metazoa; Chordata; Mammalia; Rodentia; Bathyergidae. Bases 116 to 994 code for a protein of 292 amino acids.
UGGGGUCGAGAGAGCCCAGAAGGGCGCGACCCGGGGCGGAAGGGCAGGAGCCUCCCUGGGGCCGGCCUCCGGAGGCUAUCCUGUGGAGCGAGGUCUCGUCACUUCCUGGGGGGACAUGGAGACAGUGUGGAAGUAUAUCUAUGACUGGAACCUGAAACUAAAGCCCAGUGAGGUCCCAGUCUUGAUUACUGAGCCAGCCCUGAACCCACUGGUCAACCGGCAACAGAUCACUGAAGUGUUUUUUGAGCAUCUGGGUGUCCCUGCUUUCUAUAUGUCCACCCAAGCUUUGCUGGCUCUCUUUGCUGCUGGCUUUACUACUGGCUUGGUGCUGAAUUCGGGGGCCGGGCUUACCCAAUGUGUGCCAGUCUUUGAGGGUUACUAUCUGCCUUAUGGUGUACAACAGCUACAUCUGGCCGGCCUGGACCUCACCAACUACCUCCAGAAGCUGCUGAUGGACCACGGUAUCGUGCUGCUUAGUGGUGCAGACAGAAAGACUGUCGCAGACAUUAAGGAGACCUUUUGUUACGUGGCAGUGAACUAUGAAGAGGAAAUGGCCAAGAAACCCCGUUCCCUGGAGAAAGUUUAUGAACUACCUGAUGGAAUAACCAUCAGACUUCACGACCAGCUCUUUCAUUGUCCAGAGGCCCUCUUCUCUCCAUGUCUCCUGAACGUUGACGCCCCUGGCAUUGAUAAGAUGUGCUUCAACAGUGUAAUGAAAUGCGACACAGACCUGAGGAAUUCCUUCUUCUCCAAUAUUGUCCUUGCUGGGGGAUCGACCUCCUUCCCUGGCUUAGACCAGCGGCUGUUUAAAGACGUAGCAAAGAUGGUGCCUGCUAACACUCCUGUACAGGUUACAGCUCCCCCAGAAAGGAAAUUGUCAGUGUGGAUGGGGGGUUCUAUUCUCGCCUCCCUGUCUGCCUUCCAAGACAUGUGGAUCACGGCUGAAGAAUUCAAAGAAGUUGGACCCAACAUAGUACACCAAAGAUGCUUCUGAAAUACAGACGAAGUGGUUAAAAGAAAACACUUUGAGGUAUACGCAACAAAGUUUUGGAUGCUAUGUUCCAGAACAAAAAAUAUUUCAAUUACUGGGAUGUUCAUGUCUUUGUUGUAUUUCUGUAAUGGGAAUAAUUACAGUGAUGAUAAUAAUGGUCAAACAGAGUUUACUGAGUUGGAAUCAAGUCAAAUGCUAGAGGAAACACUAUUCUUUGCCUUGGAGACAGCUUACAUUUUUUUCUUGGAGCGAAAGUGAUUUGUGGAAUGAUAUGCUAUGUGCCAAAUGAGUGAUGAUUUAAGUUUGUUGAAGCUUAGGGAAAGAAGGUUGAUGUGAUGAGGAAAGACUUUGUAACAGGUAUGAUGGAAAGGGUGGAGGAAAGACAUUGUGUCCACACAGGCUAAUGGAGUGAGCAGAGGACGCAUAAAGCUUGCUGAAGUUGUACUUAAUUACUGAAAUGAAUACUCUUGUGGGGCAGAGGACUGGCCAUGACUAGGAAGGUAAAUUAAGGCCAAGAAUUGCAAGGCUUUAAGUGUUAAAUUCCUUCGGGCAAAGGAGAUCAUCUAAAGAUUUAAAAGCAGUAGACAAAUGAAAUUAUGUUAGGAUGAAUGUGGUGGUAGUUUGGAGAAUAAGUUUGAGAAGUCCCUGGAGAUUCAGUAAUCAGAAAGUUAUAGUUCAGAUGUAAAGUAGCUACCUCUCGUGAGCAGAAUUAUAAGCAAUAGGAAUUAAAAAGAUGAAAUUACAAAAACUGACAAGACUUGUUGCCUGAUUAGACAGGCAACAUGAAGGGGAAAGAUGGGUAUGACACAGGGCCUCGCACCCGUAUUUUAUAGAGAAGGAAAUUUGUUUUCAAAAUGUUUAAAUUUGCUUACAUCAUGCAGUAGGUGGCAGAGUCUGAAUGCAAACAUGCAUUUUGCCCCUAAUUCAAAUAGAAAGGCAAUCUAUUAGGUUUAAAUUCUAGCUGUCCUUCAGGUAUUGCCCCAAAGCUUUAGUUAUGAGAAAGACUUUGAGUUCUCAACUGGCAUUGAAACUUGUUUAUAAAAUAGAGAAUUUAGCUGGACACGGUGGUGCAUGACUGUGAUCCCAGCAUCUGGGAGGCUGAGGCAGGAGGAUCCACUGUGAGUGUGAGGCCAACCUGGCCUAAAUAUUGUGUCCAAGGUUGACCUGAGCUGCAUAGCAAGACUCUGUCUCCAAAAACAAAACAAAAAUCAAAUCAAAGAAUUUAUGGGUCCAGUUCAGAUACUCCCUUCUCUGUGGAAUCUAAAGGUUUUCUUUGUGUUGCGCACCACAUUCUUGUGCUUCUGUUGACCCCUUUGUUUAUGAGAUUGUUACGGAAGGAAUUGGCAAGUGGCACACAGAGAGGCAGUGGAAUGGAAGUAAAAUAAAAAAGUUUACUCCAUUGAUGGGGAUCGAUGACACCUAAGGGUGGUGCCCUGAUCAACUCCCCUUUGGGUUACAACUCCUUCUUUUAUAGGGUUUUACAGCUUUGUUCUUACUCAGUUGGUUACACUGCAU